Molecule: messenger RNA, 2788 nt
Organism: Strongylocentrotus purpuratus (purple sea urchin)
Lineage: Eukaryota; Metazoa; Echinodermata; Echinoidea; Camarodonta; Strongylocentrotidae
Product: ATP-binding cassette sub-family C member 8
Exons: 19
Biological process (GO): transmembrane transport
Cellular component (GO): membrane
Molecular function (GO): ATP binding; ATP hydrolysis activity; ABC-type transporter activity
Source: RefSeq, a predicted model, not a curated record
UUUCUCGUUUAUUGUUUGGUUAAUCUUUUAAGCAAAGAGAUCGGAGUUGCGUAUGCAGCACAGACAGCGUGGCUGAUUAACGCUAGCCUGAAGGAUAACAUCGUAUUCGGAAACCCCUUUAGCCAGAAAAGAUAUCAAACAAUAUUGGAAGCAUGUUGUUUACAACCUGAUUUUGAUAUCCUCCCUAUGGGAGACCAAACGGAGAUUGGUGAGCAGGGUAUCAACAUGAGCGGAGGUCAGAAGCAACGCAUCAGUGUAGCCAGGGCCAUGUAUAGCUCAAAUGAUGUCGUCCUUUUGGAUGAUCCAUUAUCAGCCCUUGAUGUGCACGUUGGUAGUCACAUGUUCUUCAAAGGUAUUCUUGAUUUCUUGAUCGAGGAAAGAAGAACUGUCGUGCUUGUCACACAUCAGGUCCAAUACUUGGAGCAUGCUGAUCAGGUGAUCUUUCUCCAAAACGGAUGUGUAGCUAGGAAAGGAACAAUGCGAGAGAUUGGUAAAUUGGAUCCUUCCCUCGUAGAGUCUUGGAAUCUAUCUCUCAAAGCGGCCAAUGAAGCAGAAUUAGAAGUCGGAUACUGCAGUUCAACAGAUGAAGAACGAGAAGUACUCAAGAAACAAAUAUCGACGAUUAAGAAAGAUCAACGUCCUCAAAAUGACGACUCUUCAAGCAAAUUGAUCGAAUCGGAGGAGAGAAAUCGUGGUUCUGUAUCUUAUCGAUACUACUGGUAUUAUUUAUGUCAGUUUGGAUUAUGUCCAGGCUUCUUCGUCUGCUUCUUUGCCAUACUUCAGAACGUGGCUCAAGCUGGAACACAAUUCUGGCUUUCUGUCUGGUCAUCGGCUGGUGCCAAGUUACCCAGCAAUGCAACAGAUGAAGAAAGCAAUGCUUUGCUGAUGAGAUAUAUCGGUGUUUACUGUGCUCUGAAUGCGGCUGAUAUGGUCCUGUGUAUGGUAUGGACAAUGAUUCUACUCUUUCAGUGUGUCCAAACCUCAAAGAAUCUACAUAAUUUAAUGCUAACUCGAGUACUGAGGGCACCAAUGAGAUUUUUUGACACGACCCCGAUUGGACGAAUCAUGAACCGUUUUGCUUCUGACAUGCAGAAACUCGAUCAGACGCAAGGACCAUUCAUCUUGGGUUUAUUUAAGUUCUUCUUGGCGACCAUGACUGGAGUGAUAAUUAAUGCAAUUAUCUCCUGGUAUUUCAUUGUGGCUAUCAUCCCCAUCAGCCUGGCGUACAUGCUCAUUAUGAAAGUCUUUAUUGAUAGCUCAAGGGAAAUGCAACGGUUGGUGAAUAUUUCCUCCUCACCCGUCUUCUCCCAGUUUACUGAGUCGCUUGGAGGUUUAGCUACUAUUCGUGCCUACAGACUUCAGAAAAGAUUCAGGCAAAAUAUCGUCGGUAAAAUCGAGAAAAACCACGUGGCUUUCUGCUUUCUUCAAGAUAGUAACCGAUGGCUUGGGAUCAGAUUGAAUUUGAUAGGAACCCUGAUUGUUCUAGGAGCCGGACUGACUAGUCUUCCUGCAUCAACUCUUCAUCCAGCUACUUUUGGCGCUAGUCUUGUUGGUUUGGCAAUAACAUAUGCAGUACAGGCUGCAAAUUCCAUGACAUGGGUUGUUCGUAAUUCAACCAGUGUCGAGUUGGGCAUGAAUUCCGUAGAGAGGAUCAAAUACUAUACCAAGGUAGAGAACGAGAAAUAUGAAGGGUCUGUGACUCCAAGCCGUAAUUGGCCAGAGAUGGGCCAUGUAAUAUACAAUCGAGUACAUGCUAGGUAUGCGGCUACCCUACCUGCUAUCCUUCAUUAUGUUAGCAUUGAUUUCAAACCAGGCAUGAAGGUUGGUAUUUGUGGCCGAACAGGGAGUGGGAAGUCUUCGCUGACACUGACACUUUUCCGCAUCAUCGAUACAUUUAAAGGAUCUAUUCACAUCGAUGGGAUCGAUAUCGGGAAGCUGUCUCUCGUCGAUUUGCGAAGUCGUCUUGCCAUCAUACCUCAAGACCCUUUCAUGUUCACAGGAACAGUUAGAUUCAACUUGGACCCUGAGGAAAGGCGAUCAGAUGCUGAGAUAUGGGAAGCAUUGGAAGUUGCCCAACUCAAGGAGCUUGUGAGAGAUCUUCCAAACAAUCUCGACUCGAUGGUACACGAAGGAGGAGAUAACUUCAGUGUGGGUGAAAGACAACUCUUCUGCCUUGCUCGGGCUAUACUAAAAAAAACUCGCAUUUUGAUAAUGGAUGAAGCAACGGCCUCCAUUGAUGUCCACACGGAUGCUAUUCUACAGGAAGUCGUCGCAACUGCUUUCCAUAAGGAAACCGUCAUCACGAUUGCGCAUCGUGUGUCAACUAUCCUGGAUUCAGAUCAGAUUGUUGUACUCUCCGAAGGACACGUCGCAGAGGUGGGAACACCAGGAUCUCUGCUGAAGAAAAAAACUAGUAUCUUCGCUUCUCUUGUCAGGAAUAAGCUUUAACUAAACAAAGUUUCCAUCAGCUUGAUUACGAUUAUGUCACUUCCAAUUGUUCACAUUAUUGGAAUUUAAGAAUGUCAUUUUUAACAGUGCAAUCGGAUAUGCAUGGUGUUGAAAUGAUUUUUUUUUUUUUUUUAAUAUUUCAUGCGGCUGUGGUCGGGUGAGAACAAGUGGUAAAUAAAAAGGGCUGUUGGUAUAUUAAUCAAUAUAUUUUAGAUUUAAAGAGCGCACUCGUUGUGGGCACAAGCACAAUUUAAGUGUUAAAGAUACUAUGUCCCUUUUGCAGGCAGCCAACAUCAAAUUCUGUAGAACUUUGCAAGACUUAUGAAUAUGUCAUGUAUGU